AUUCCUUCCACGCGCACGCACGGCAGACCCAAUCACACAAAGUAACGGGCGCGCACCCGCUGAGUAACGACAAGAUGGCGGGCCCCGCCGGAUCAGGCGUCAAAGUUCCCCGCAAUUUCCGGCUCCUGGACGAGCUGGAAGAAGGUCAGAAAGGUGUGGGCGAUGGCACAGUGAGCUGGGGUCUGGAGGACGACGACGACAUGACCUUAACACGGUGGAGAGGGGUGAUCCUCGGCCCUCCAAGGACCAGCUAUGAAAACAGGAUGUACAAUCUGAAGGUGGAAUGUGGGCCAGGAUACCCAGAGUCACCGCCGUUUGUCAGAUUUGUGACGAAGAUAAACUUGAAUGGCGUGCACACCUCCAACGGCGUGGUCGACAUGCAUGCAGUGACUGCGCUCUCCAAGUGGCAGAACUCCUACAGCAUCCGGAUGGUGCUGCUGGAGCUGCGACGGCUCAUGACGUGCAAGGAGAACAUGAAGCUUCCUCAGCCUCCGGAGGGCCAGAUCUACAGCAACUGAGCCCCCGAGCGACUUCAUGCCUCCGUCUUUUUCUCCCCGUUCCCCAACUCCCACCCUCCCACCCCGCCUUCUCUUUCUGUUCUUCUUUUAUCCCUUCAUCCCCGCCCUGCGCCAUCAGACAUUCCACCUGCUGCCGACGCCGUGGCUGAGCACACACACCGAACACAACUCACAGUUACACAUAUACAAGCGCACACAUACACACACACACACACAUGCAUACACACAUAAAUAUCUAAACACACAUGCAGAAUUACUGAGCGGUCAUGAAAGUCAUUCCAGGCCCUCCUCUCCUCCCUCCCAUCACUGGAGCUCUGGGUGGACACUCGAGUCGUGAGUCCACGCCAAUCAUUCGAAUACUGUACAUCUUACUAAUCUUUUUUUAUUAUUAUUUGUUAAAAAAUGCAGAUUGUACAAUAACAUAAAUAAUCUUAUUGAGUGUA
Messenger RNA from Salarias fasciatus (jewelled blenny), 961 nucleotides. Its product is annotated as ubiquitin-conjugating enzyme E2 variant 1-like. The record is from RefSeq and is a predicted model, not a curated record. The coding region runs from base 75 to 518 and encodes 147 amino acids. Lineage: Eukaryota; Metazoa; Chordata; Actinopteri; Blenniiformes; Blenniidae. The transcript is spliced from 4 exons.